This is a messenger RNA of Haliotis rubra (blacklip abalone), 1614 nucleotides long. RefSeq lists its product as uncharacterized. The record is from RefSeq and is a predicted model, not a curated record. The coding region runs from base 120 to 1250 and encodes 376 amino acids. Lineage: Eukaryota; Metazoa; Mollusca; Gastropoda; Lepetellida; Haliotidae. The transcript is spliced from 9 exons.
UGAUGGGGGCACCGACACUCACAGCACUCGGCCGGGGGAUGAUACAACGCUGAAAGGUACCUCCCGACAAAACUCUUCUCUCGCCCUGGGAAGUACCGUUCUAUUUCAGACCAAGGAACAUGUUCAAGCAUCUAGUCUGUGUGGUUGUAGCCGUCAUAUCCUGGCGUGACGUCACAUGUGCUGCAAACAACUCAGUGACGCUGGACCUGACCCACGACUGUGACAACAGACUCUACCGGGUGGACUACACCCAGAACUUCAUUGUGGAGGGUAACACGUCGGCUCGAUCCGCCCGCGGCGCGUGGUGGGACGCGAAAGGGGGACGGUGUGAGGUGUCAUUCGAGACCACGCAAGACAAGGGCAUAUGUAUCAAUGUGUAUGAGCUGGACCUGCUGCCUUAUGUCACCAUCGACUUUAAAACUACUACCUACCGACCGGACAAGCGCUACAGGCGAGGAGAGUCGACGGGGGAGUGGUGUACACACAAAAACUUGCUGACGAUGGAGAUAACGAUGAAGGGGAGGGAAAGGAAGAGAGACAGCUUUCAGUUCGGGUUGGACGUCAGGAACAAGACGCUGGACAAAAUCGAGAGAGAGUACAACAUGGGUUCCGCCACCGACUGCAACAUGGGCUACACUCUUCGAGAGACGGAGACCGCCAUUGUGAAAUCUCACAAAGUACAGAUAUUUGACCAACCACCACAGGACUGUGAGAUGACCUUCACUACACAAUCCAAGGCAGAAUAUGGCCAGGUGUGUGUGACUGUGAAGAAAUUCAAACCUCGCUAUGGAUGCCAUAUGGGCCUGGCACUCAGUAAGCUGGACAAGAACCACUGGCCGGCCAAGGUGAUCUACGACUGCAAGACGAAGAAGGAGUCUACCAAGGAGGUGUGUUCCAGCAAUAAGGUCCUCGUUAUAAAGCUGGAGAGGGGGAACGAGUCUCACAGCGUGGCCAACUUUGAACUCACAGUUGCCAGCAAGCUGAUGCCAUUCUGGGAGUCCAUGGAGAGUCAGAAGACAGAGCUGAGUGUGAUGAGGGCGGCCAAGUCCCUCACCGUCGUCAUCGCCACCUUCGACACCGUCUUCGCCCUCAUGGCUGCCUUCAUCAGCAUCGCCACCAGGUACCCCUACGGCAGACUCAAGGUGUUCGGCGACGUAUUCGGGAAGGACCCCAUACCUGCUCACUACGGCAACGAAUAUCCUGUUGCCAUAGCAGUGACCACCGGCGAAUCAGAGCCGCCACCAUUUUGAAUGACGACUCAGAUUGUUCGUUGACGAAGACGUCAUUCCAUGUAGUGAUGGGCUCAAUCAGCACCGGACAGUUAUAAAGUUCCACACAGCGCCAUACUGUAGUAUGUAGUUCUAUUGUAGGACAUUCUGAUGGUAGGAGGACAUCGAGCGAGGACUCCCAUCCUGGCGAGUCACGGCUGUUGUGCGUAUGUCCUCGUGUCUGCGAAUACGCAUAGCCGCCAUAUUUACGUGUACAUAGUGUAUCAUGUUUUGUUAAGAAACUGGGAAUUGUUUAUAUACUUACAGUGUAGAUGCAUGCUCGUGUAACAGAGAGUUCGGAACGUGGUUGUAUGUACAUUAUCUGUGAUAAAAAUCUCAUACAUAA